Molecule: messenger RNA, 2702 nt
Organism: Lindgomyces ingoldianus
Lineage: Eukaryota; Fungi; Ascomycota; Dothideomycetes; Pleosporales; Lindgomycetaceae
Product: heat shock protein 90
Exons: 2
Coding region: 348-2453 (701 amino acids)
Biological process (GO): protein folding; cellular response to heat; protein stabilization
Cellular component (GO): protein-containing complex; perinuclear region of cytoplasm; cytosol
Molecular function (GO): ATP binding; ATP hydrolysis activity; ATP-dependent protein folding chaperone
Source: RefSeq, a predicted model, not a curated record
CGAAUUGCUUCCUCCCAACCAGUCCACUACAGUCGGCCCCAUCUUCGAGUUCUCCCUCUCGAACGCACCUUCCUCCACCCAACCGUCACUCAAUUCUUUCUCAAGUCGUAAGUGCCUUCCCCCGCCGACUCGUCCCUGCCUUUGCGUCUGCUGUGAGGCAGCAACACAAAACAAAAAGUCUCUCUUCUGCUCCCACUACACCUCGCACUGUCUUCCUACUUGCCUUACUGCACACUUUCGUGAAUCCGUAUUGAACGUACAUGGGCCGAACUGACUCGGCUCACGCACAGUAAUUCUCCCUGUCCGCGCCAAACUCCCUUGCCACUCACUUCCCCCAACCCCCCAAAAUGUCGUCUGAGACGUUCGAGUUCCAGGCCGAGAUCUCUCAGCUCCUCGGCCUGAUCAUCAAUACUGUCUACUCAAACAAGGAGAUCUUCCUACGAGAACUGAUUUCCAAUGCUUCCGAUGCUCUCGACAAGAUCCGGUAUGAGGCCCUGUCCGACCCCAGCAAGCUCGACAGUGGCAAGGACCUCCGCAUCGACAUCAUCCCCGACAAGGAGGGGAAGACCCUGACUAUCCAGGAUACCGGUAUUGGCAUGACCAAGGCUGACCUCAUCAACAAUCUCGGCACCAUUGCUCGGUCAGGUACUAAGCAGUUCAUGGAGGCUCUCACCGCUGGUGCCGAUAUCUCCAUGAUUGGCCAGUUCGGUGUCGGUUUCUACUCUGCCUACCUUGUGGCUGACCGCGUCUCUGUCGUCUCCAAGCACAACGACGAUGAGCAGUACAUCUGGGAGUCAAGUGCCGGUGGUACCUUCAAAAUCACUGAGGAUACCGAGGGUGAGCAAAUCGGUCGUGGUACCAAGAUCAUCCUCCACCUCAAGGAUGAGCAGACCGACUACCUGAACGAGAGCAAGAUCAAGGAGGUCGUCAAGAAGCACUCCGAGUUCAUCUCCUACCCGAUCUACCUCCACGUCCUCAAGGAGACCGAGAAGGAGGUCGAGGAUGAUGAGGCUGAGGAGGCCGAAGAGGGCGACGAGAAGAAGCCCAAGGUCGAGGAGGUCGAUGAUGAGGAGGAGGAAAAGAAGAAGAAGACCAAGAAGGUCAAGGAGUCCAAGAUCGAGGAGGAAGAGCUCAACAAGACAAAGCCGAUCUGGACCCGAAACCCCCAGGACAUCACCCAGGAAGAGUACGCCUCGUUCUACAAGUCGCUGUCAAAUGACUGGGAAGACCACCUUGCAGUCAAGCACUUCUCCGUUGAGGGUCAGCUCGAGUUCCGCGCGAUCCUCUUCGUUCCCAAGCGAGCUCCGUUUGACCUCUUCGAGACCAAGAAGACGAAGAAUAACAUCAAGCUCUACGUCCGCCGCGUCUUCAUCACUGAUGAUGCGACCGAUCUUAUUCCCGAGUGGCUGAGCUUCAUCAAGGGUGUCGUCGAUUCGGAAGACCUUCCUCUCAACUUGUCCCGUGAGACUCUCCAGCAGAACAAGAUCAUGAAGGUUAUCCGCAAGAACAUUGUCAAGAAGACCCUUGAGCUCUUCAACGAGAUUGCCGAGGACCGUGAGCAGUUCGACAAGUUCUACUCGGCCUUCAGCAAGAACAUCAAGCUCGGCAUUCAUGAGGACUCCCAGAACCGCCAGUCACUCGCCAAGCUCCUUCGAUUCAACUCGACCAAGUCUGGCGAUGAGACCACGUCUCUCACCGACUACAUCACCCGCAUGCCAGAGCACCAGAAGCAGAUGUACUACAUCACCGGCGAGUCGCUCAAGGCUGUACAGAAGUCUCCAUUCCUUGACUCUCUCAAGGACAAGGGCUUCGAGGUCUUGUUCUUGGUUGACCCAAUCGAUGAGUAUGCCAUGACUCAGCUCAAGGAGUUUGACGGCAAGAAGCUCGUCGACAUUACCAAGGACUUCGAGCUGGAGGAGUCCGAGGAGGAGAAGAAGCAGCGUGAAGCCGAGGAGAAAGAGUUCGAAGGUCUCGCCAAGAGCCUCAAGAACGUCCUCGGUGAAAAGGUUGAGAAGGUCGUUGUCAGCCACAAGCUCAUCGGCUCACCCUGCGCUAUCCGAACCGGUCAGUUUGGUUGGUCUGCUAACAUGGAGCGUAUCAUGAAGGCUCAGGCUCUACGUGACACCUCCAUGAGCUCCUACAUGUCAUCGAAGAAGACUUUCGAGAUCUCUCCUAAGUCUCCGAUCAUCAAAGAGCUCAAGCGCAAGGUCGAGGCUGAUGGCGAGGAGGACCGCACCGUCAAGUCCAUCACUCUCCUGCUCUUCGAGACCUCUCUCCUCGUCUCUGGCUUCACCAUCGACGAGCCCGUUCAGUACGCCGAGCGCAUCCACAAGCUCGUCUCUCUCGGCCUAAACGUCGACGAGGAGGUCGAGACAGUUGAGGAGGCCAAGGCCGAGGAGGAAGCUCCGGCUGAGGCGGCAGCAGGCGAGAGCGCUAUGGAGGAGGUCGACUAAACGGUUCAGGCGGGAGCAAAAGUUCGGCGCUUGGAUUCCCCAUUUUCAUGUGUUAAUGUCUUUUUUUCCCUUUUUACCUCCACAACGCUUCUUGCAUGGCAGGUUAAUAUCCUGCGGCGUCUUUCAGAGUGGGUGGAGAAAUGACUGGAUGGAUUCCCAAACGUGUACUCUAGGUAGACCACUGAUGGCUCUGGUCAUCUAAUUCUCUCAGUAGCGAGGUUAUGAAUUGAUGUGAGGAAUUUUCAAAUG